AUGGCAGAUCCUCGAAUUCGUCAAAUAAAGAUUAAAACGGGCGUUGUAAAGAGGAUUGCUAAAGAGAAAGUAGUUUACGAGAAAGAGGCUGAGCAACAAAAGAACAGAAUAGAGAAGUUAAAAGCUGAAGGGCAAGACGAGCAUACCAUAAGAAAACAAGAGGAGGUUUUACAGGAGUCGCUUAUGAUGGUCCCUGACUGCCAGAGAAGACUGGCGAAAGCAUUUGCGGAUCUAAAAAGCACUCUCGAAACAGAACAAGAUCUAAAAGAAAGCGAAGACUACGCAGCCGCUGAGCAAGUAUUAAAAGACGCGGAGUGCCAAUUGUCGACAACAUAA
Messenger RNA from Danaus chrysippus (African queen), 336 nucleotides. NCBI's taxonomy places the organism in Eukaryota, Metazoa, Arthropoda, Insecta, Lepidoptera, Nymphalidae. The record is from the annotation of a GenBank genome assembly.